GAGUAAAUAUGACAUAUUUACUUUUCCCUGAGUGCCUCUUUUAUACUCUCAUCACCUGCUCGCUUGGGUUUCCUGCCCUAGGUGUUUGAAAGAUUUAAUAUUUCAUUGUGAUGCUGUUUGUAAUUUAUUCCUUCAAGUUGUGACUCAUUUUGCUUUUACUUUUUCUCACCAGAGCACUAGAUUGUUACUGUCAUCUUGCUUUGCACAUUAUUAUUUAUCGCCUGAGCUGCAAGACUCUUUCUGAUACGGGAACCUGGUGAACACCUGCCUGUAUUUAGCUUCUUAAGUUAAUGCUCCUAGCCCUUAUUUGAAAUCUCUCUGUUGCCUCAGCAGAAAUUUGGCUUUUCACUGGUGCUCUCCAACCCUCGGGGCCUAGAUCCUGGUUUUCUUCUCCUCCUCUGUGUUUCUUACCCAUCUCCUUCACAAUGCAGAUAUUGAGACAUCUAAAAUUUUCUCUGUUUGUGCUUCCCAGUGUGAUAUUCACCUCCUUCCCAUGGGAAGCAGCCAAGUCUGCUCAUGUGUGAUACUCCUCUGUCAUUCUGUGUGAGCACAUGAGAUGCUGGAGCUGGUGUGCAUGCAUACACUUUUUGUGGGGAGCACAGCUGCCUGGCCAGAGGGCUGAAGAGACUAAAUCCGCACUGGAAUGGAGAGAAGCUCUACCAGAAGGCAUGAGAGGUCCUGGGAGCCAUGAUCCAAGUACCAGCCACCACAUCAUGUGUCCUGGCUCUGCUGCCAUGUCUUGCAGUCUCACAGGAAUAACGUGAUGGGCUUUGUCCGUGUGGGGUGUCCAAAGGGUACAGUAUUUUAGGUUGCAAAAUCUUUCAAUCAGCCCCUUUCUCCCAAAGCAAAAUCACAUGGAGAUACCUGAAAUAACAAGCACAGAGGGGUCCCCCUGAAACUUUGAUGUCCCUCUACUGUUAAAUUUCCAAAUAGCUUGAUGGGUUUAACUGCACAAUUUUACUUGAGAAACAUGGGGACAGAAAAGUCAGAGGAAAAGUUUUUCUAACCAUUGUUUUGUACAGGAUAAAAAUGGUACUGGAGAUUUGGAUUAAAACUCCUCUGGAUUGUGAGUCUCCUCCUCUCAAGAAGCCCCAUGUGUUAGCCCCAUGGCAUUCCUCUGUCCCUACUGCUUUGAGGCAAAGAGCCCCUUGGGACCAUGCUGCCACCUGAAUGAGAUUGUAAGGUUUUUGCGCAUGUCAUUCCUGCCACUCAAAUACAUCUUUGGUGUCAAGAUAGUGGUGAAGGGCAAGGAGAACCUCAGGUCUAAGAAACCUUUUGUCCUCGUGAUGAAUCACCAGACCUCCCUUGACAUUAUGGUGAUGAUGGAGAUAUUACCAAGUCGCUGUGUGCCUAUUGCAAAGAAGGAAAUCCUAUACAUGGGCACUUUUGGCCUAGCGUGCUGGCUUUCAGGACUCAUUUUCAUUGACCGCAAGAAGAGGGAAGAGUCUAUCACUAUCCUGACAGAGGUGGCUCAUUCCCUGUACCAAGAAAAUUUCCGCGUCUUGAUCUUCCCUGAAGGAACGCGCAAUCAUGGUGGUGCCAUGUUGCCCUUCAAACGUGGGGCCUUCCAGCUGGCUGUGAAAGCCCAGGUCCCCAUUAUUCCUGUAGUGAUCUCUUCCUACUGCAACUUCUACAACCAGAAGGAGAAGAGGUUCACACGAGGAAAAAGCAUCAUCCAGAUCCUGCCAGAAGUGAAGACUCUUGGCCUGGGCCCCGAUGAUGUUCCCAAGCUCACCGAGCAGGUCCGUGACUCCAUGCUCACCACCUAUCAGGAGAUAUCAGGAAUGACGAACAGGGCUUCCCAUUAGCGAUCCUAUAUUCCAGCUCCUGCUAUGUGUGUAGCAGCUGGUGGGGAGGGCAUGGCAACCACAAGAAGGUCUGGCAGCAGAGACAACCAUGGAUUGCAACCCUAAUGUAUCAGAGACAGGAAAAACAUCCAUAGAGGAAGGAAAGCUUGUAAGUGGAGGUGGUGAAACAUUUACCAUGUUCCUUCCAGAGAACUGUGCCACCUGCAUGGACAGACACAUGGUGAUUAGCUGGAUAUUUCUUUGUAAUUGUAACCCUGAGAACUUCUCUCCAGCUGGACUCAGGCAAAGCUGGACCCUUGCUGUUAUCAUCACUGUGUUUUGAAUAGGAAAUCAACAUUUCCUAUUCAAAACUAACAAGGUGGAGGCAUUUAUCCGAAGCGUGUGACCAUCCUGCCUGGGGAAGUGGCUGUCUUGGGGUUUGAGGGCUGUCUCAUUCCCCAGGAAGCACACUCAGGAGAAGGCACUGUCUCCUACCUCUUUCUGUGGGGAGGACUUGGGAAGCACCUCUGUCACAGGAAGAGAAUUUAAGAUCUUACAGGUGUCUGCAGGGCUCAGUGAUUUCUUUGUUUUUCUUAGCCUUCCGUUUAAGCAAACCAAGAUUUGUGUUCAGUGGUUGGGCAGAUCUUGAAAGUGUGAGGGGAGCAUAGCUGGAAACUCGGAAACCAGAGGCAAACAAACAGCGAAAUGUGUUGCUUCACAUCCUUCCAUGCCCUGAUAAUCCCAUGAUAACAACCCCAUGAUAACCCCAUGAUAACAACUAAUAUAUUUUUCAACUCAAAUACACUUUGAGAGCUGCAGCUCCUGGUUUCUGGA
This is a messenger RNA of Strigops habroptila (Kakapo), 2621 nucleotides long. Its product is annotated as 1-acyl-sn-glycerol-3-phosphate acyltransferase alpha-like. The transcript has 6 exons. Gene Ontology annotation, biological process: phosphatidic acid biosynthetic process. Gene Ontology annotation, cellular component: membrane; endoplasmic reticulum. Gene Ontology annotation, molecular function: 1-acylglycerol-3-phosphate O-acyltransferase activity. The record is from RefSeq and is a predicted model, not a curated record. Bases 1107 to 1808 code for a protein of 233 amino acids. Lineage: Eukaryota; Metazoa; Chordata; Aves; Psittaciformes; Psittacidae.